Molecule: messenger RNA, 3521 nt
Organism: Malania oleifera
Lineage: Eukaryota; Viridiplantae; Streptophyta; Magnoliopsida; Santalales; Ximeniaceae
Product: protein ALTERED PHOSPHATE STARVATION RESPONSE 1
Exons: 4
Coding region: 342-2813 (823 amino acids)
Source: RefSeq, a predicted model, not a curated record
GAAAUACGAAAAUUCCCAAUCCCACCGAAAUUAAAAUUCGGUACAUUUCAUCCACACCGACGAACAUCCCUCUCUCUCUCUCUCUUCUGCUACAACCCGACGAUACACUGUCCGCUGGCAAAGAUUCCUCUGUUCGGCUCUCCAUCUCUCUCUGGAAACCCUAAUCUAUCCUGAUCUCCAAUUCACCGCCAUGUCUCUUUUCCUUAUCUCCUGAAGAAGUCGUUCUCAAGCGCACACACAGAGGCGUGAGGGAGGGGGGAGAGAGAGAGAGAGGGACGCGGACGGCUCAAAGCUCAACUCUCGAGGUUCCUCUUUCUCUCUCUCUCUCUCUGGCUCUCUAGAUGGGCUGCGCAACCUCCAAGGUGGACGAUCUACCUGCGGUGGCGCUCUGCCGCGACCGCCUCGCCUUCCUCGACGAAGCCAUCCGCCACCGGUACGCGCUCGCGGAGGCUCACCUUGCCUACACCCACUCUCUAAGCCAGGUGGGAGUGUCUCUUCACGAAUUCUUCAGUGUUCCCGCCGGUGACGCUUACCCCGAUUCCUCUCCCGUCCUUAAUCUGCCCCCUCAGAAGAAGAAGGCCGAUCCCGUCGAUCUUGUCCCCGAGUCCUCGGCCGCCGUCGCUCGUCACUCUCACUCCGAUUCCGGCUCCCACCUCCACUUCCACUCCGAUUCCGACGACGACUACGCCGCCUCUGGAUCUUUGCAUCAUUCGGAUCACUCCUCGCCGCUCCACGAUCACGGCCAACAUCUCGAUUACGCGGAUCAUGAGGAUUUUUCUUUCACUGGUGGAGGAGGUGGUGGUUAUAUUAUGAACAUUAAUUACAUGAGGAAUCGAACGACGCCGUCGGUGGUGUACGAGCAGCGGCCGAUGCGUCCGGAGACUGGCCACGUUGGCGAAUCUUCUACCUACCAUCCCUACAAUAACAACCCGAGUUCUUCUUAUACUUCUUAUCCUUACGAUGGCGCGUAUCCGAAUUAUGGGGGUGGGAUGAACGGUUACUUCGGCUCGCAGCCUCCUUAUGGGUCGCCCGCUCCGGCGGGGCCGUCGUCCUCUGCUCCGAAAUCUCCGCCUCCACCGCCGUCGCCGCCGAGGAGUUCCCCUUGGGAUAUGUUGAAUUUCUUUGAGACUGUUGAGAACAAUUACGCUCCCUACACUCCCAGUCGAGACUCCAAGGAGGUGAGAGAAGAGGAGGGGAUUCCUGAUUUGGAAGAUGAGUAUAGUUACCAGCAAGAGGUUGUGAAGGAAGUCCACGGGAAUCAGAAGUAUGUCGAUGAUGGUGGUGGCAGCAGCGGCGGCGGCUCUGGUGCUGGUGCUUCUGACGUAAAUUACCGCAAAUCGGUUGACAAAGGCGGUGAUGGGGAAGCGCUUUACCAGGCUAGGCCAAGCAUUUCGAUUGAGAACGAUGGUGAUCCGGUCGAGUACGAGGUGCACGUGGUGGAUAAGAAAGUUGUUGAUAAGGAGAAGACGGAGGAAGGCGGCAAUGUGGGUGGUUUUAAAGGUCACGGUGGUCCGAGAGGAGUUUCGGAGGUGGUGAGUGAGAUUCAGGCGAUGUUUGAGAGAGCUUCACAGUCGGGGAAGGAGCUCGCGAAGAUACUUGAAGUGGGAAAGCUUCCGUAUCGGAAAAUUGCUGGGUAUCAAGUUACUUCCAAGAUGUUGCAUGGAGUUGCUCCUUCAUUACCGGUGGCAUCCUCUCAUCCUUCCGCCUCUAAGAAUGCGGAGUCAUCUGCUGGGAAUGCUGCUUUGGCUGGUCUGGAAUUUGAUGAAGAUGUGGGGGUGAGGUCAAUAAAUAUUUCUUCUACCUUGCAGAAGUGUUACCUUUGGGAGAAGAAGCUCUACGAUGAAGUUAAGGCUGAGGAAAAGUUGAGGGUAGCCCACGAGCAGAAGUGUCAAAAGCUUAAGAACUUAGAUAGAACGGGUGCUGAGGCUCAUAAAGUUGAUUCAACUAGAACUUUAAUCAGAAGCCUCUCCACAAAAAUAAGAAUUGCAAUUCAGGUUGUAGACAAGAUAUCUGUGAAGAUAAAUAAGCUAAGGGAUGAAGAGUUGUGGCCACAGAUAAAUGAAUUAAUUCAAGGGUUAUCCAGAAUGUGGAAAUCAAUGCUAGAGUGCCAUCGUAGUCAGUGCCUGGUCAUCAGAGAAGCUAGGAGUUUAGAUGCUAUAGCGUUCCAGAAGCUUAGUGAUUCUCAUCUGCAAGCUACAUUGAAGCUCGAACAUGAGCUUAUUAAUUGGACUUUAAGAUUUUCUAGUUGGAUUGAAGCCCAGAAAGGUUAUGUGCGGGCCUUGAAUAAGUGGCUCAUGAAAUGUAUUCUGUACAUACCAGAAGAAACGGCCGAUGGAAUAGUGCCCUUUUCACCUGGUAGGAUUGGUGCACCCCCUUUGUUUGUAAUCUGUAACCAAUGGUGCCAAUUGUUGGAGGGAAUAUCUGAGAAGGAAGUGAUUGAUUCUAUACGAUAUUUAGCCACGAGUGUUCUUCAGCUCUGGAAACGAGAUAAGUUAGAAAUGCGCCAAAGGAUGUUGGCAAACAAGGAUUUGGAGAAGAAAGUUAAGAAAUUGGAGAGGGAGGACCAGAAGAUACAAAAGGAGAUCCAUGCAUUAGACAAAAAGAUGGAAUUGAUUUCUGGGGAAGGCAAUGGACUCUCAAUAACCGGAGAGAUUGUGUAUCAGAGUGACACUAGCAACAGCAUACAGGCAAGUCUGCAGCAUAUUUUUGAAGCCAUGGAGAGGUUAGCAGCCAAUUCCUCUAGAGCUUAUGAACAGCUCCUGCAACGAAGUGAAGAGGAGAGGCAUGCCCAAGAGCAUGCACAAGCUUCAUAGUUCUGUUCAAAGAGAUGAAACUGUGGCUUCUUCGCUUAUGAAAUUUAUGAUUUGGUAUGAUGUCCACUUCCAGUUCUCCGUCCCGAUAAACAUCCAAUGCAUUCUUGAGGGUUUUAUGAAAGUGGUUUUAGACAUGGUCAGUCCUUUGCUUUGGCUUAGCUGGUUUGUGUCAUCCACCUCAAGGAGUUCAGCCUGGAAUAAUUACGUUGGAUGGUAACAGCAGGUGGCCUGGGAAUUGCAUUCCUGAUCUCAAGAGAAGGUAAUUGUUUUUGUCCCAGCAGAACCAGGCAAUCAAUUUCAUCAGCUGAAAUAUCAUCAGAGGUAUUUGAAUGGCGACGAGGACGUUAAGGCUGUUGCCAACCCAAGUGGGGUGAUGCUCGAAAUGUUAGGACCCUAGUUGGAUUUAAGGAUGUGAGGGGGGGCAUUCACCCUAUGCAGAUUUAGUUGGGAUGCAGUGCACCAUCAGGUCAGAUUGUCCUCCAAGGGAGCGGAAUUUGCUUCCAGUUUUGCACGAGGAUGAUGAGUUUUCCCUAGGCUUUAUGGGCUGUGAGAGCGGGACGCAAGUCCAGUAAUGCCCAGAUAAGUACCAGAUCUUGUAUUAUAAAUUAGUUGCUUUUUUUUUUUUUUUGUUAAAUUGUUUAAAUCAUAUCAUUGUACAGAUAACUUGUUGAAACUAAAGCAUGUGGAUACCCACCCACCUUCAAUAGA